Molecule: messenger RNA, 4071 nt
Organism: Acipenser ruthenus (sterlet)
Lineage: Eukaryota; Metazoa; Chordata; Actinopteri; Acipenseriformes; Acipenseridae
Product: solute carrier family 2, facilitated glucose transporter member 4-like
Exons: 11
Coding region: 476-1975 (499 amino acids)
Biological process (GO): monosaccharide transmembrane transport
Cellular component (GO): membrane
Molecular function (GO): hexose transmembrane transporter activity
Source: RefSeq, a predicted model, not a curated record
CACUAAAUGACUGUAGCACUGCACUGGUAUAGUGAGUGGCAGCGCUGCGGUGUGUUUUUUUGUAAGGGUAUACAGCUUGGUGUGUUGCUGAAGCUCUCGGCUGAUCUCUGUGAUAUUGAGACUCGCACCGCGCCCCUCCCUCUCAGCCAAUAACAUCUAAGGUCAUGUCAACUUUCUGUUUUUUUUCCUUCUUCACUCACACCCUCCUUGGACCCCCCCAAGGCAGAUUAGGAACCUCCCAGCGUGACCGUUUCGCUCUCUUUCUCUCUCUGUGACUCACUUUACCAAACCGAACCGAACCGAACCGAACCCGGCGAGACCCGAGACUUAUUAAAUAGCGUCUCCCGACCCGCCUAAGAACACUGGCUCGAACUCGCUGGUUUUAUAUUCGCGUGGUUUAAUCUGAUUUAUGUAUUUAAGUAACUGAUCUUGGACUAACCCUUACAGUUCUGCGUGUUACCACCAGCCCAGGGCUAUGCCGGCAAGCUUUCAACAAAUCGGAGGCGAGAGGGUGACGGCGACGCUGGUUCUGAGUGUUUUCUCAGCAGUUUUGGGGUCCCUGCAGUUUGGGUACAACAUCGGAGUCAUCAAUGCACCCCAGAAGAUUAUCGAGCAGAGCUACAACGCCACGUGGAUGCACCGCCAUGGCUCCCUCAUCCCCCCCGCCACCCUCACCACGCUGUGGUCCCUCUCCGUGGCUAUCUUCUCCAUCGGGGGCAUGCUGUCUUCCUUCAGCGUGGGCGUGGUCUCAGAGUGGCUCGGCAGGAAGAAAGCCAUGUUGAUAAAUAACCUCUUGGCUUUCAUUGGUGGAGCCCUGAUGGGCAUGUCCAAGCUGGGCCAAUCAUACGAGAUGAUGAUCCUGGGACGCUUUUUCAUUGGCGCAUACUCAGGUCUGGCCUCUGGCUUGGUGCCUAUGUAUGUAGGGGAGAUUUCUCCAACCAGUUUGAGAGGGGCACUGGGAACGCUGCAUCAGUUAGCCCUUGUGACGGGAAUACUGGUGGCGCAGAUCUUCGGGCUGCCAGGGAUUCUGGGUACGGAGGAGCUGUGGCCGGUCCUCGUCGGGCUGACCGUUCUCCCCACCGUCCUGCAGAUGGCGCUGCUGCCGUUCUGCCCUGAGAGCCCGCGCUACCUCUACAUCAUCCGCGGAGAGGAGCAGCACGCCAAGAGAUGUCUGAAGAGGCUGACCGGCAGGCAGGAUGUCAGCGAGUUCCUGUUGGAGAUGAAGGAAGAGAAGAGGAGGAUGGAGAUGGAGAGGAAGGUGUCCAUCGCUGAGCUCUUCCGCUCCCCGGCCUACCGGCAGCCCAUCAUCAUCGCCAUGGUGCUGCAGCUCUCCCAGCAGCUCUCCGGGGUCAACGCCAUCUUUUACUACUCCACCAGUAUCUUUGAGAAGGCGGGCGUGCAGAGUCCAGUCUACGCUACAAUUGGGGCUGGGGCUGUAAACACAGCGUUCACUGUGGUGUCGCUGUUCCUGGUGGAGAGGACGGGCCGGAGGACGCUACACAUGCUGGGAUUGGCUGGAAUGGCCGCCUGUGCCGUCAUCAUGACCGUCGCCCUCGCCCUAUUGGAGCGCGUUCCGUGGAUGAGCUACAUCAGCAUGCUGGCGAUCUUUGGCUUCGUGGCGUUCUUUGAGGUGGGCCCCGGACCGAUCCCGUGGUUCAUCGUGGCGGAGCUGUUCAGCCAGGGUCCCAGACCAGCGGCCAUGGCCGUCGCCGGCCUCUCCAACUGGACGGCCAACUUCAUCAUCGGCAUGGGCUUCCAGUACAUCGCAGAGGCGUGCGGUCCCUAUGUCUUCCUCAUCUUCGCAGCUCUGCUCCUCUUCUUCCUCAUCUUCACCUACUUAAAGGUUCCCGAGACGCGCGGCAAAACCUUCGACCAGAUCUCCUCGGGAUUCCGCAGCCGGCCAGCCUCCCUCCUCGACAUGGAGGAGAAAGCCAGCACUGAGAUGGAGUGCCUGGGGGAGGGGAGCCUGUCAUAGCGGCUGAGACACCACCUCCCUCCCUCUCUCUCUCUACUCCCCCAGCACUGAGAUGGAGUGCCUGGGGGAGGGGAGCCUGUCAUAGCGCCUGAGACACCACCUCCCUCCCUCUCUCUCUCUACUCCCCCAGCACUGAGAUGGAGUGCCUGGGAGAGGGGAGCCUGUCAUAGGGGCUGAGACACGCUUCCCUCCCCCCCCCUCUCUCUCUACUCCCCCAGCACUGAGAUGGAGUGCCUGGGGGAGGGGAGCCUGUCAUAGGGGCUGAGACACGCUUCCCUCCCCCCCCUCUCUCUCUACUCCCCCAGCACUGAGAUGGAGUGCCUGGGGGAGGGGAGCCUGUCAUAGCGGCUGAGACACCACCUCCCUCCCUCUCUCUCUCUCUCACCCUCCUCUCUCUACUCCCCCAGCACUGAGAUGGAGUGCCUGGGGGAGGGGAGCCUGUCAUAGCGGCUGAGACACGCUUCCCUCCCCCCCCCUCUCUCUCUACUCCCCCAGCACUGAGAUGGAGUGCCUGGGAGAGGGGAGGCUAUCAUAGCGCCUGAGACACCACCUCCCUCCCUCUCUCUCUCUCACCCUCUUCUCUCUACUCCCUCAGCACUGAGAUGGAGUGCCUGGGAGAGGGAAGCCUGUCAUAGCGGCUGAGACACGCCUCCUCUCUCUCUCUCCCUCUACUCCCCCAGCACUGAGAUGGAGUGCCUGCGAGAGGGGAGGCUAUCAUAGGGGCUGAGACACGCCUCCUCGCUCUCUCUCUCUCUCUACUCCCCCAGCACUGAGAUGGAGUGCCUGCGAGAGGGGAGGCUAUCAUAGGGGUGAGACACCACCUCCCUCCCCUCCUCUUUGCAGCUUCUCAUCUAAAAAAAAAAAAAAAAAAAAAAAAAAAAAAUCACAGUAUUUGAGUGACUGAAAGGUAAGCAUUGUAAAAUUAAAAACGGCUUUCCUGACAUUUCUGUGCGUCAUAGAGACGUGGCUGGUUUUGAGAGAGAGAGAGAGAGAGAGAGAGAGAGAGAGAGAGAGAGAGAGAGAGAGAGAGGGAGGCUACAAAGGAAGGCAAUGAAAUCCAGCACUUUAAAAAGUCCCCACAAGCCAGAAAGCUACUACUGUCUCCCGGUGAAGAGACUUGCGUGUGCGUGUUAGCAUGUGUGUUAAAACCGGGCUGUGGUGCGGUCCGUCAAAGCCAUGCCCAUGGGCAGCACAUGUGCCAACCAGAAACUACCUGCUUCUGAAUCUGCAAGCUGCAUCUCGUAUACAGCACAGGUCUUUUAUAGAUACAUGUAUUAGUCUUCACAGACACUGUCGGGGUUUGCUGUUGUAGACGUGUGCAAUGUCUCUUACUAGUUUUGUUUGUUGUGUUUAAUUUAUUUAUCAAGAGAGAUAAAGGAGUCAAUAAAACUGAAUACAAGGGGUCCUCGAUUCCUUUGGGGUGUCUUCGGGUGUGCCUGUGCAGAAAUCGAUUUUUAAACAGAAAAUAUGUUAUUACAUAUAUAUAUAUAUAUUUUUUAAAAAGGUAGUAUUUUUUUGAAAAGGCAUAAUAUUUUAUUUAUCUGAUGCGUAUUUAAUAGUCAGUUAUUACUGUUCCUGCAUGCAGCGAUAUUUGGUACGUUUAAUUAAGCCCAGAUCUUUAUAAAUAAAUGGCAGAUUAUAACACUAAAAACAAAAUAUAUAUAUAUAGGACUAUGAAUGGAUACUCCUUGAAAAUAAAUCUUGCAUGCAAAGCCCAAUAGCUUUAAGCAGUUAUCCAAGACUAACUGGUGCAGUCCCCCCUCGUGGCCACAAGGGGGCACCAAAGCGACACGACUUGGAAUCUCAUCACUGAAACAGGGGGUGGCUUGCAGUAGGACCGCCCCCUUAGAGGGAGGAGUCAGCAGUAGCCCCUCCCCCAAAAUGAACACACACAUACAAGAGAAAAUUGACUUUCGUUGUGUACAUUUCUGUGUAAAUACAUUGUGUCGAUAGACUGCCAAACCAGCCUCAGAUUCGUAACAAAGCAUACUGCGACCACGAUCUGUAGAUUUGUGUGACUAACCAUUUGUAUUGUAAAUGAAAUGCAUAUAAAGAAUGUGUAAUGAAUAUUUGUAUUAAACUUAGAGUUCCAUAAA